AUGAAAGCAUCUCUACGUUUAGUGUUUAUCAUAUUUUUACUCAUUGCUAUUGCUUCUAUGAGUUGUAAAAUCGCAGUUCAUAAAGUGUUUAGUUCCAGAUCCACACAGUAUGGGAUAUCAUCAUUAAGAUUACAAGGAAAUGAAAUUAACAAAACGCUGAUUAGGUAUGCAGAGAUCGAUAUAGGAAAGGAGAAGACAAAGAAAGAUAUAGAAUAUCUGUUACAAGGGAGUUCUGGUGGAGGGAGAAAUAGAUCGUCAUAUGAUAAUCAUCGUAGGGAGGUUGAGUUUUGGUCGUCUACCCGUGGUAUACAUGUUAGUCUUCGUUCGCCAAACCCUUAUAAACAAUUGUUAGAAUUUCGUAGAAUUCUUCGUGGUUGGUUUAGGAAUAAGAUGUUUGAAAGUGAUGAUGUUAUGAGGGGAUUGGUUAGUCAAGCGAAACGGCCGGUGGAUAAGCAUUAUGGCUUUGAGAAUUUUGAUAGGAAGUAUGAUUCGUGUGCAGUUGUGGGGAAUAGUGGGAUUUUGUUGAAAACUGAAUAUGGAGAUAUGAUGGAUAACCAUGAGUUUGUGGUUCGGUUGAAAAAUGCCAGAACCAGGGGGUAUGAGAACUAUGUUGGGUCGAAAACUAGCAUUUCGUUUAUUAAUAGCAACUUGUUGCAUCUUUGUUCUACAAGGGAGACGUGUUCUUGUCAUCCUUACGGUGAAAUGGUUCCGAUUGUUAUGUAUAUUUGUCAAGCAAUACAUUUGAUGGAUUAUAUAGUAUGCAAUUCUACACAUAAAGCUCCGUUGCUUACUACAAAUGCGAGGUUUGAUGUUUUAUGUUCUCGAAUUGCGAAGUAUUACUCGCUGAAACUAUUUACGGAGAAGACUCGGAAAUCGCCUCAAGAAUGGGCGCCUUCGCACGAUGGAAGUCUGUUUCAUUACUCUUCUGGUAUGCAAGCUGUAAUGCUUGCAUUGGGGAUUUGUGAUAAAGUUAGUAUAUUUGGGUUUGGGAAAUCUGUGACAGCGAAGCACCAUUAUCAUACUAACCAGACGUCAGAGCUUCCUUUGCAUGAUUAUGAAGCAGAAUAUGCUUUCUACCGGGAUUUGGUUGAAAACCCAGAAGUAAUUCCGUUCCUUGUUAACAAAUUCAAAGUUCCUCGGGUGGUUAUGUAUCACUAA
Molecule: messenger RNA, 1158 nt
Organism: Papaver somniferum (opium poppy)
Lineage: Eukaryota; Viridiplantae; Streptophyta; Magnoliopsida; Ranunculales; Papaveraceae
Product: beta-1,6-galactosyltransferase GALT29A-like
Exons: 1
Coding region: 1-1158 (385 amino acids)
Molecular function (GO): sialyltransferase activity
Source: RefSeq, a predicted model, not a curated record